GCGGCGCCCCGGAGCUGGCCGCGCUGCCGGCGCCCUCGCCGGUGGACGAGGCGCUGCUGAGCCGGCUGCUGGCGCAGAGCGCCGGCGGAGCUGAGCCGCGUCCGCUCGACCAUCUGCAGGCCUGCCUGCACUCGCUCAAACAGGAGAUGAGCGCGCUUCAGACGCAGAUCCACCAGACGGACCAGCCCUGGCCAACGUUCCCAGGGUCCGCUACCAGCGCCGAUCAGCCGCCGUCGCCGGCCGGUACUGCCAGCGAGCCCUUGCUGAGCCCCCAGCCGGCAUCGCAAGGGAGCGCACCAGAUCCCGGCGCGCCCCCACCGCUGGCUCCCGCCGAUGCGGUGACGUCGGCGGCGCUGCCGAACGGCGCUCUGGCGGCGGGGCGCGCGGCGCCGGCGGACGGUGCGGACGGCGGCGGCGGCGGCGGCGCGCCGGACGACGGCCACCGUCUGCGGGCCUACUUCGCGUCGGAGGAGAGCGCCCCGCCCGCCCGGCGCGAGAAGGAGACGGACGUGUGAGGGAGGCGCUGGUGAGCGGGCCGACCGUGCGCGCCCACACGGACUCAGACGGCUCCCGGCUCAGACGGCGCGCCAC
Messenger RNA from Pollicipes pollicipes, 591 nucleotides. Its product is annotated as vasodilator-stimulated phosphoprotein. Bases 147 to 515 code for a protein of 122 amino acids. The transcript has 2 exons. Lineage: Eukaryota; Metazoa; Arthropoda; Thecostraca; Pollicipedomorpha; Pollicipedidae. The record is from RefSeq and is a predicted model, not a curated record.